Aedes albopictus (Asian tiger mosquito) is the source of this 2793-nucleotide messenger RNA. RefSeq lists its product as uncharacterized. The transcript is spliced from 2 exons. The coding region runs from base 1810 to 2745 and encodes 311 amino acids. Lineage: Eukaryota; Metazoa; Arthropoda; Insecta; Diptera; Culicidae. The record is from RefSeq and is a predicted model, not a curated record.
ACUGAAAACAUAAUAUAACAAUAGCCUCCGGCUCCGGGAGCUCAGUCCAGUUAUCGAGCGGCGCUCGCUAACUGAAUUGUCGUCAAAGCCCAGUUAUCGAGCGGAAGCUGUAAAGUGGUUUUGGAUAUAAGUACUGAGCAAUUUGGUUGAUAAAUGCGUGAAGUGCUAAACGAGCUCCACUGAUUCAAAGAUUUUCAGAAUUCUUCUCUCAAUUUUCUCAAUGUUUGCCGAGGUGUUCCAGUUUUUCUCAGGAUUUCUUCUGAAGUUCCUCUCGAGAUUUUUUGCAUGAUGUGAACGGAAUUAGAAACCGAAGAAGAGUGAUUGAAAUUAGAGGAUGUCACGUUACUAACAUAAUGUAAUCGUAAAGUUUACUUUUUUAUUAACUUUUUUUAUCGAUGAAAAAUUUCCCUGAGUAUUUCAGAUACUUUGUGAAUAUUCCAGGUUUUGCUGUUAAUUAAAAUUCCCUGAGAUUCCCGGUUUUCCAGAUUACUGAUGGCAGACAUCCUGGAAAGGUAGCACGAUGAUCCAACUCUCUUGGUCGCCUCCUCCUAAUUUAUCAGUUUCCCAAAAAUCUAGAAAUUUGCAAAACAGUUGCGUAGUAACUUUUAAUCCAAAGGAGAGAUUAAUCUUGCAAUUUGUUAAAAUCAAAAACACAGGUAUCUUCUAGCACCUCAACUCACAAAUCGUCCCACCAGCUGGCAACAUGAUUCGGCAGGGGGGUGGACUGCCCAUAACUGCAUAUUUGUAACAUUUGCAGUUUUUGUCAAUAUUGAGUUAAUACUGGGGGUCAUCUCCAAAUCAUCAUUACUUUCAUUCGCCCAAAGGAACUUGACAAGUUUGUUCUACGAAAUGUGAAAAAAAUACCAAGUCGUUUUGUCUCAUUAUCAAAUAUUCACGAAUGUAACCGCAUAACAGUCACACUGGGAAUACACACUGCUCUCAUAGCGUACCGUCAAUCAUAUUUUGGUCUAACUAUUUUUUCAAUUAUUCGCCCAGCAUAGAAGAAGAGCUGUAGAAGAUUUGAUUUCAUAAAGAUUCAUUAUGAAUUUUUGGCAAAUUUUUGAAAUUUUGAUCCUUUUCCAUACUAACGCAAAUUGCAAACUUUGGACUCCAUUUUCUCCCAUGCCUACUUUUGUCGAAUGUGACUGUUAUGCAGUUAUGGGCAGUGGAGGUCUAUUCGAGAGUUCGAAGGUACGCUGCUGCCACCUGGAAAAAGUUUACUGUAUGCGUGAAGGACCGAUUUUUUAGCAUGGGGAAGCAUAGGAAGUCAGUUUUCAAAUGCUUCUAAAAAAAUCAAAACAAUAUUUAAUUAAAAGCUGGUUGGUGUACGUGAUGAGAAAUUCAAUUAGCAAACUUUUUGGCAUAUCAUUUUGAUUAAAAAGUUUUUUCCCAGAUUAAGUACUGAUUGCAUAGAAAACGAAGAUUCUUAACCCGUACAUCAAUCCAUUUUAAAUUAAAUAAUGUUUUGAAUUUUUUAGAAGCAUUUGAAAAUUGACUUCCUAUGCUUCCCCAUGUUAAAAAAUCGGCGCUUCACGCACAUGAUCAACUGUGGUAAUUUGCUUCGUAGUCCCCAAUUGAACGCGAACUUAAACCGAACAGCGUGUGCUACUGCGUGCCAACCACCACGACGCUUCUUCUUUCGCCUUCACGGGUAGGAAAUCGGGGGACUGACCUGCGACGGCGGCGGAGGAUUCGACAAGCGAGAAAGCCGCGUACCGUCGUCCGUCCGUUCGUCUAUCGAUACAGCGCAAAGCAUGAGAAACACGGCCGACCGACGACGAGCAUCAGCAGAGCACAAGAGCGCCAAUUAUGCCGGGAAUGACCUUGAAUGUGUUGGUGGUGGAGCGCGGACCGAUAGGUACGUACUCCCGGAUGGACCUGGAAGCAAUUUUUUAUAGCAUUUCCGCUUGGUUUGCCGGAUUGCAGCCGGAAUCGGUAACCGCGUUGCACACCACGACUCGGCAGCAGCCAAGAAAUCGAUUUGCCCGACCACUUUCUGGUAAAUUCGAUAGAAAAAUUUCGCGUGAGCUUAUUCCAGUGCAUAAAAUGCUUCCCACAAUCGGAUUUUUUCACAACUUGUCAAAUUGUUCUCCCAAAGCAUUUUGCAGCACCUCCAUUCUCCCGGCUUUCCGCGGUUCUCUUACCUUUGGUUCUACUGGCGUUCUAAUCCCGUUUGUGCACUUUGGCGAUUCGGCACCGGAUUUUCCGCGAGUCGCCGGGUCAAAAUCCAAAAUUUCACUCAAUUUCACACUUUUCACUGCCGAUUUAACGCCACUUCCGGGACACCGCUUGCUUUGGUCGCACAAAUUACUGGAUUUUCACCGUGAAAAUCGUUUAUCUACCGACGCGCGGAUUGCUAGGACUGCUUCGUUCAAAAACUCGGGCACUUUUGAUCUCUUCCUCUUUUCGCUGUGUGUUUGCGGCGGGCAUCAGCGUUUGAUGGAUGGGGCCGUUUCUACCAGGCGGUUUCUAGCGGCCGAAUGUCGCGUGCAAAACAGCGGUAUCGGACGCAAGGCCGAAUUUGCAGUACGGGGGUUUCGAAGCCGAAAUCGAUUUUCGACAAUAAAAUGUUGCGCGACACUGCGGCGUCGGACGCAACAGGUUUCACAGUGGGAAAAGCAAAAGGAAACCGAACUCAAAAUCAAACGGAUUCAACUCAACAUUAACCUUCCAGGACGCGCGCCAUCAAGCAACCGAAACUGCACCGCGCUCGCGCUGUAUACGAAAAGCGAGGUUUUUUGGUAGUGUUGUACUUUUUACAACAGCGCGCGCGCUGAAGGGUUAAAAAGGAUC